Messenger RNA from Larimichthys crocea (large yellow croaker), 1954 nucleotides. Its product is annotated as sodium- and chloride-dependent GABA transporter 2. The record is from RefSeq and is a predicted model, not a curated record. Gene Ontology annotation, molecular function: gamma-aminobutyric acid:sodium:chloride symporter activity. The coding region runs from base 1 to 1749 and encodes 582 amino acids. Gene Ontology annotation, biological process: nitrogen compound transport; amino acid transport; sodium ion transmembrane transport. Gene Ontology annotation, cellular component: plasma membrane; cell projection. The transcript is spliced from 14 exons. NCBI's taxonomy places the organism in Eukaryota, Metazoa, Chordata, Actinopteri, Sciaenidae.
AUGGAGACCCGAGUGAAAAAGAGGGAACAGUGGAGCAGGAAAACUGAAUAUUUUCUGGCAGCAGCAGGCAAUGUGGUCGGCCUGGGAAAUUUGUGGAGAUUCCCCUACCUGUGCUACAAGAAUGGAGGAGGUGUCUUCCUCUUACCUUACUGUUUCUUUGCUCUGCUGUGUGGUGUGCCACUUUUCAUGCUGGAGACUGCGAUUGGUCAGUACGGGCAGGAGGGUGCCAUGACCUGCUGGACCAAGUUCUGCCCACUGGCAAACGGGACUGGCUAUUCUAUCAUGAUGAUCCAGCUGUAUUCCAGACUGUAUGCCAUUGUUCUGGCCUGGGCCCUCCUCUACCUCAUCUACAGUUUCAGAGACCCUCUGCCCUGGACUACCUGCAACAAUCACUGGAACACAGAAAGAUGUGUGGACCUCACCUCUGCAAACAGGACUGCAAUACACAGCAGCAACCUGACAGUAAACUGGACAAAUGGAAAUCUCACUAAGUCUUCAGCCAAUGAGUUCUGGGAGAGAGGAGUGCUGUCCAUGUCUCAGGGAAUAGAUAAGAUUGGUUCAGUACAGUGGGAGCUGGUGCUAUGUCUCCUGGCCUGCUGGGUGGCCUGCUACUUCUGCAUUUGGAAAGGGGUCCGCACCACAGGAAAGGUGGUGUAUUUCACGGCUGUGUUCCCCUAUGUGAUGCUGGCCAUCCUGCUGGUCAGGGGGUUGACGCUGCCCGGAGCCUGGCAGGGUGUGGUCUACUACCUGUAUCCAGAUCCCUCUCGUCUGGCAGACCUUCAGGUAUGGAUGGAGGCUUGCGCUCAGGUUCUCUUCUCCUAUGGUGUUGCAUCAGGAACCGUUAUUACAUUGAGCAGCUACAAUAAAGUCAAGAACAACUGUUACAGGGACAGUCUGUGGUUGUGUGCGCUCAACAGUGGCACAAGCUUUGUGGCCGGCUUCGCAGUCUUCUCAGCUCUGGGCUACAUGGCCCACGAACAGGGAAUUCCCAUCAACAUGGUGGUCGAAUCGGGCCCUGGACUGGCAUUCAUCGCUUUUCCUCAGGCUGUGGCCAUGAUGCCCGUGCCUCAGCUGUGGGCUGUUUGCUUCUUCUUUAUGCUCAUUCUGUUGGGACUGGACACAGUGUUCGCAGGUUUGGAAACUAUAACAUCGUCAGUGAUCGACUUGUUCCCAGGACAGAUGCGCAGACCCUGGCGCAGAGAAAUCUUCCUCAUCAUCUUCUCCUCUGCCUUCUUCUUGAUAGAGAUCCCUCUCGCCUCUCAGGGAGGAGUGUACCUGUUCCAGUUGUUUGACCACUAUGCUGCUAAUGGAGCGUGUAUAUUGUUUGUGUCUUUGGCCGAGUGUGUGGCUAUUGGCUGGGCCUUUGGUUCCGGUCGGAUGUGUGAUGCAGUGAAAGACAUGACAGGACAGAGACCGUCUUUUUUUUUCAAUCUGUGCUGGUGUUACUUCACCCCUCUGACCUGCGUGAUUUGCUUCAUCUGCUCCUUUGUGGACCAAAAGCCCCUGACAUCCAGCAGGGUCAAGGCGUUCCCAGACUGGGCCUACAGUCUGGGCCGAGUCAUAGCCUUUUCCUCUGUGGUUCCAAUACCCAUAUGGGCUGUCGGCAAGAUCUGGCUCACAAAGGGCACCCUCAGAGAACGCAUGUCGAUCCUGUGGUAUCCUGUUAGAGAUCCUGUUGAUCCGAAGACUAAAAGACUAAAUGAAACAGAGAUGAGACCAAUGUCAGCCCCUGUUCCUGAUAUGUUAUGACUGUUUACUUCUGUGUAAUGUACUUAUAGAUUUCUAUAGCAGCCAAAAGAAAGAACAAUUUUUACCUUUUAACAGUGACAGUUGCUGCAGUGACUAGGUGCUGCUAAAUCCUACACACUGGACAUAGCCUUACCCCGAAACCCCACUGUUGUUUUUGGUAAACUAGAACGACCGCGUAUCGCUGUGGCACACGGAAGGCGGCACA